CAUUUAAAACGCUCAUUCUCUUCUAAAUCCCAAAUCCUAAUAUUUUUUUUUAUCUUCAGUAUUUGUUUUUCCCGACACCUCUCGCCGACAGCGUAACGGUGGCCGUUCCCGGCGCCGUCGUUGAUCUCUUCCAUCCUCUGCCGUCAAAUUUACCUCUACUCCUCUCCUUUCGUAUUCACACUAUCAUUUCCUUUUUUCCUCUUUCUCUUUCUCCACCGCAACACACUCAACUCUAGGUGUGGAUGGAACUUGAAGCUAGCAAUCAGCCCAAGCAAGAGCGAUCAAGGACAAGAUGGACAGCAUCCCUUGACAAGAUAUUUGCAGACUUGGUUGUCAAGCAGAUUCAACUAGGAAAUAGACCAAACAAUGUUUUUGACAAGAAAACAUGGAAUCAUAUUCGGGAUGAGUUUAAUAGGCAAACAGACCUUAGUUUCAACAACAAUCAAUUGAGGAAGCAUCUAGAUGUACUUCGGACCCGCUUCUACAACUUGAAAUCCGCUUAUGAUCAGAAUAAUGAUUUUGUAAUGGAUGAUUCCUGUUGCAUUGGCUUUGAGCAGUGGGAUGAUAUAGGGGCACAGCCUAGGCACGAAACAGUUAAAGGGAAAGAUUGUCCAAUAUAUGAGCAACUGUGCGCAAUCUUCAUAGAUUCAGCAGCUGAUGGGAAAUACGCCCAGUCUAGUCAUUAUGAAGAGCUUGACAAAUCUUUUGGAACUGAUGCAUCUGGCUUUACACCAUGUCUAGAAGCUAAGGUCUCACAUUAUGAAAACCCAUCAACAUCUAAAUCUAUUCCUGGGAAUAUCUCAACUUCUGAGAAGGUGACCAAGAAUUCUCUAGAUAGGAAACGGAAACGGUCGUACGAGACACAAACUACUGGCCUGGAUCAGGACACCUGCAAUGCUAUGGCAGAAGCCUUGUUAGAUAUGGUUGCUGUUUCAAGGUUAAGGGCAGUCGUUUCAAGUGUAAGUGAUGACAAGUUUUCCAUAACAAACUGCAUUAAGGCUCUAGAUGAGAUAGAAGGCAUUGAUCAACAGCUCUACUUUUCUGCCCUGGAUCUCUUUGAGAACCCUAGCUUAAGGGAGAUAUUCAUUUCUCUAAAAAGUGUCAAGAUAAGGUUGACAUGGUUACAAGGAAAGUGCAGUAGAAGUCCCUUCCAUUAGAAAAUUCAAGUCAUCAGAAUAGAUUUCAUAGUCACAACACAAAUGCUCAGUCUAUUAUACCGUCCUUUUUGUUUGACUGUAAGUAAUGCCAUUCCUAGUUUUAACUUUUACAACCUGCCGUAGUUGUUUAUACAACGUGCUUUUUCAACUGGAUUUUAUAGUUACUCUUUCGAAUAUGACUUUUGUGAACCUUCUGAUCC
This is a messenger RNA of Vigna angularis (adzuki bean), 1357 nucleotides long. Its product is annotated as L10-interacting MYB domain-containing protein. The record is from RefSeq and is a predicted model, not a curated record. Bases 243 to 1157 code for a protein of 304 amino acids. The transcript is spliced from 3 exons. NCBI's taxonomy places the organism in Eukaryota, Viridiplantae, Streptophyta, Magnoliopsida, Fabales, Fabaceae.